AUGGAAGACCCUCUCGUUCAGGCGCUGCCUCCAGCAACAGACUACCUGACCUACCUGACGCUAUUGGAAUAUCAAUUAACCCCAGAGCGUUUGCCACUUCUCCACAAGCUCCUGCAAGAUGAGAAGCUUACGACGAACAUCGGUUGGGACCUGGUGAAGCUGCUACUUCCCAUGCUCCCCGCAUCCAGCGACUGUCUCCAAGAUGUUGCGCGACUGGGAAAUCCCCGUGAAGUGAUCUUGCGUGUCUCGGAAUCUCUGAUGCAACUCCAGCCCGAAGAUGAAGACGACGAAGAGGCGAAUGACGCGGGGCUGCCCCUACACAUCUUACAGUUCAAUUGCCUUCUCGGAAUGCUCUCGGUACUCCAUACACGUAUCCAGACCAAGGCACCUAGUCGAUUUAUCGCCACCUCCCUUCAAGCAGCCCUAGAGGCAUACACAUCGAUGCCGACCAACGAGACCACCCUCGCCUUCCUCGAGUUCCUCCGUGCGGUUUCUCCGUCUAAACGACCGGCUCCUCCUCCACGAGCUGCUAGCGAAUCGAGUGUUCUCAAGGUUGCCGCAGCGUCAGCACCAGAUCCCGAGGCAGAGGUUGCGACGCCAUCUCCAUCUGCCGAUAAUGAGACUCUUCUUGUUCGGAAAUUCACACAGUUUGGUCUGCUUGAGUUGCUCAAGUCAUAUCUCUUGAGUUUCUCCGGCCCUGUGGACCCGGGUAUGUCGUGGACUAUUCGCAUGCAGGAGCAGCUCCAUCCCGACCUGCGGCUACCCGCUCAGUCCCAGACUGAUGCAUAUGGAUCUACCAAGGAGCUCAAGGAGCGUGAUAUGAUAAUGGGCAAACUGGUGGCUCUAUCACGUGACGUUGGAAUUGAUAACAAUCAGCUUCUAUCAAUUAUCUCUCAAUCACCCACUGAUCAACCGGCGCAGCUCGACUUCGAGGAGCCACCGAAAAAUCCCGAUGGGAUUCCACUCGAGCGACAUGGCUCACUACUCCUACUGGCAGCUCGGGCCGCAGGAUCUACCCUAUACGCCUCUGGACAGCCGAUGCCCGACCUGCCCGUGUUCCCUAACCUUGCACAGAUCUUCAACUACUUUGUCGGCGGCCACACAAGCCUCGAUGAAAUUGCAUUUGGUCAGCCGCACGCACUACUCGACUCUCUUAUGGCCAUAACGGUCUACGCUUUGCAAGAGCCCGUCAAAGCCGCGCCCAGCGAAACCGAGUUCAAGGAGUUCGUGGUGACCCUUACUGCGUGCACAGCCCGCCAGAGUCACGGCAUCGUUCGCCAAAUUCCGGCCGCGGUUUUCCAAAGCCAUCCAUCAUCGGAAACCAGGUUCAAGCUCAUCUACAAAAUAUUGGAAGAUGAUCGCCUUGUAUCUGCCCGGGAUAGUGCCAUUUCAUGGUUGAAGGAUGAACUGCUGCGCAGCUCCGAUCAGUCAUCCGGCAAUGUCUUCCAAUACCCGCUCUACUUUUGGGCUCUCUUCCCGCAUCUAUUCUCCCCCGUCACGGCCUCCGGUUCAGCGCCCAGCAUUGUCGCAACUUGGACCCGUCUCACCCAGACCCAAGGUCCGCCACUUCACUCCGCACUGAAUCUGUAUUAUCUGCUGCUUUCUUCGCCUUCUCUACGAGAGCAACUUCAGCUCGAAAAGACCGUCAAGUUUUUCCGUAGCCAGGUUUUGGAACCCCUUCGGCAGGUGUUCCACAGCUUCGAGUCCGAUCUCGCUUCCAAGGGAGGCGAGGGUGUCAUUGAAGCUGCAGUUGGCGAGGAGAUGUGCCAUGUCGGUAACGCGCGCUCUGUUGGGCUCAUUGGUCUUACUCUAGAUCAGAUUGAGGAGGUUACAAGUGAUGCCUUUGGUUCAGAUGAAGCCGAUCUCAAUGACCAUUCUGAGGCCGAUGAAGCUAAGGUUUUGGACAUUCAGAAGCGGAUGGAUUUCUGGAAUUAA
Molecule: messenger RNA, 1935 nt
Organism: Penicillium canescens
Lineage: Eukaryota; Fungi; Ascomycota; Eurotiomycetes; Eurotiales; Aspergillaceae
Exons: 2
Coding region: 1-1935 (644 amino acids)
Biological process (GO): cellular response to oxidative stress
Cellular component (GO): cytoplasm
Source: RefSeq, a predicted model, not a curated record